Molecule: messenger RNA, 1141 nt
Organism: Daphnia pulicaria
Lineage: Eukaryota; Metazoa; Arthropoda; Branchiopoda; Diplostraca; Daphniidae
Product: DNA-(apurinic or apyrimidinic site) endonuclease-like
Exons: 6
Coding region: 101-1114 (337 amino acids)
Biological process (GO): base-excision repair
Cellular component (GO): nucleus
Molecular function (GO): phosphoric diester hydrolase activity; DNA binding; double-stranded DNA 3'-5' DNA exonuclease activity
Source: RefSeq, a predicted model, not a curated record
GUUAAGGAAAACGAACGGAGAUUUUUUAGUUACAUUUGUGUUUGUGUUGUUGCCUCAUUCUGAUUCAUUUACAAAAUUUACUUGCUCUUGUUCAUCAGAAAUGCCACCGAAAAAGAAAACUAAAGUUGACCCACCACAGGUUUCUAGUGAUGAAGGGAACUCUGAUCAUUCUAAGAAAAAAUCUGCAGAUAAACCGAAACGUGAACGAAAAAAAUCUGUUAAGGCUACAACCGUUCAUGCUACCGAGAACGAGAAAACACCAAAAAUAUUGCAAAACAAGACUUCUACAGAAUUCCACAACCAAGAUUUCAAUAAUGUUUCCAAAACAGUUAAUGGGAAAAAUUGGAAUUUAAAAAUUGCCUCAUGGAAUGUUGAUGGUUUGCGUGCUUGGAUCAAGAAAGGGGGAUUGGAAUACUUACAACAUGAAGAUCCUGACAUUCUUUGUCUUCAAGAAAUCAAAUGUUCAAAAUCAAAACUUCCUCCAGAGGUAGAAGUACCUGGUUUUCACAUUUUCUGGAAUCCGUCAGAAGCAGAUGGUUAUGCAGGUCUUGGUUUAUACACCAAAGUUAAACCUAAGUCAAUCAAAUAUGGUAUUGGAAUGCCAGAUUUUGACAAGGAAGGCCGUUUAAUGAUAGCAGAGUAUGAAAAGUUUUACCUGGUCAAUGUGUAUGUCCCAAACGCCGGAAGAAAGUUAGUCACCCUUGAUAAGCGUUUGCAAUGGAAUCCAAAGUUUCAAGAGCUUAUUCAAGAUCUGGAUUCUAAAAAACCUGUGAUUAUUUGUGGAGACAUGAAUGUAGCGCAUCAGGAAAUCGAUAUUGCUAAUCCGAAGUCUAACAAACGAAACGCUGGAUUCACUCAAGAAGAAAGAGAUGGUUUUUCAGAAUUGCUCAAAUCAGUAAAUCUCACUGACGGAUUCCGACAUAAAAAUCCGGAUGUGAAAGGAGCAUACACGUUUUGGACUUAUAUGGCGAAUGCUCGAAAGAAGAAUAUUGGAUGGCGAUUAGAUUACUGUCUGCUUUCAGAGAAGUUGUCUUCGAAUUUUUGCGAUUGUUGCCACCGCCAUGAAGUUUAUGGAAGUGACCAUUGUCCGGUCGUCUCCUUUCUUCACAUAUAAUACCACAAUACAAUUUUUGUAUUCUUA